GAACCUUUGGUUUGGAAAAGGUAGAAAAAUAGAGGCGACAAGAAAUGCAAGUGGCAGUUAAGAAGGCCCCCAGGGCAGGUGUGGACGCGCCGCAUCCGCAGCAAUAGCUUCCGAAUUCCAGCUUAAAACUAUCCUAAAUCCCCUCCCUUCCUCUCAUUUGGAAACCACUCCCCCCUCCUCUCAAUCACCCUCACACCCCACCCCCGACCCCCCACGCUUUCCAUUUAUUCCUCCCAAACCCGCACGCACAUCCCACAUUCCCCCCCGCCUCCCGCAUUCCCGAGAACCCAGAUCGACAAUUCCAACAUGGCCCCGCGUGAGGAGAACGUGUACAUGGCGAAGCUGGCCGAGCAGGCGGAGCGCUACGAGGAAAUGGUGGAGUACAUGGAGAAAGUGUCUGCGUCGCUACCGGAGAAAGAAGAGAUGACGGUAGAGGAGCGGAAUCUGCUCUCGGUGGCCUACAAGAACGUGAUCGGCGCCCGGAGGGCGUCGUGGCGGAUUAUUUCCUCGAUAGAGCAGAAGGAGGAGUCCAGGGGGAAUGAAGACCACGUGAACACCAUCAAGGAGUACAGAUCAAAGAUUGAGACCGAGCUCUCCAAGAUCUGCGAUGGAAUUCUCAAGCUGCUGGACGACCGGCUAAUUCCCUCUGCUGCGGGUGGAGAUUCAAAAGUGUUCUAUCUCAAGAUGAAGGGUGAUUACCAUAGGUACUUGGCCGAGUUCAAGACUGGCGCUGAAAGAAAAGAGGCUGCUGAGAGCACCCUCACAGCAUACAAGGCUGCUCAGGACAUAGCUAAUGCUGAACUUGCCCCAACACACCCAAUUAGACUCGGACUGGCUCUCAACUUCUCUGUUUUCUACUAUGAGAUUUUGAACUCUCCUGACCGUGCUUGUAAUCUUGCAAAACAGGCUUUUGAUGAGGCAAUUGCUGAGUUGGAUACACUAGGCGAGGAGUCCUACAAAGAUAGCACCUUGAUAAUGCAACUUCUUCGGGACAAUCUUACUUUAUGGACCUCUGACAUGCAGGAUGAUGGGGCUGAUGAUAUCAAAGAAGCUCCCAAACCUGAAGAGGCACAACAGUGAGGUCUGCAGACUCUACAGUUGAAGUUAUGGUUAAUAAUGGUUUGGGAAAAAAUGCCAGAUGGUAGAAGGGCUUGCAAGAGGAUAAAUGGCAGCCAUAGAACAGUAUUUUCUUCCUAUUGCCUGAACUGAAGGAUUUGGAAAUGAAUAUUUGGAAUUUGUAAUCGAUUCAUAAAGCUUGUGUAAUUUCAAAUUAUAGUGAAUUUUUUAUUCUUUUA
Messenger RNA from Sesamum indicum (sesame), 1295 nucleotides. Its product is annotated as 14-3-3-like protein C. NCBI's taxonomy places the organism in Eukaryota, Viridiplantae, Streptophyta, Magnoliopsida, Lamiales, Pedaliaceae. The record is from RefSeq and is a predicted model, not a curated record.